This is a messenger RNA of Rhagoletis zephyria (snowberry fruit fly), 1136 nucleotides long. Its product is annotated as neprilysin-2-like. The record is from RefSeq and is a predicted model, not a curated record. Gene Ontology annotation, biological process: protein processing. NCBI's taxonomy places the organism in Eukaryota, Metazoa, Arthropoda, Insecta, Diptera, Tephritidae. Gene Ontology annotation, molecular function: metalloendopeptidase activity. Gene Ontology annotation, cellular component: plasma membrane.
GCAGAAAUUUGAAACCAGUUAGUGACAAAACGCCAUACCAAUUACCAAUGACAGCAGCUGUUAAAGCGCAAAGCAAUUCAGACUAGAAAGCAAAAGUUUAAUUUCCAAAAAAAAUAUUAAUAUUUGAAUCAAAAGUUUACUCACGCCAGUCGUCGCUUGCAAAACCACACCCACUGAGAUAGUAGCUGUUAUGCCCGAAACGAAUAAAUUGUUGAAUAAUGGUUAUCUACGCACACCGCAUAUCUUUGGCGUAAGCAGCGGUGCAACAAUGGAGGACGGCGGGGCAACAACUGCCGUUUCGCCGCUGCUCAGCGAUAGCGGCGACAUCGCCACCACUACGCUUAUAGAUGACAAAUUGUCUAACCUACAACAGAAUAGCAAGAAUUUAAACAACAGUGCAGCGAACAAUGGACCGCAUGUCAAAUUGCCCACAGUGGUGUAUUUAGGCGCUGACAGUGGUGGCGGCGGUGGCGGUGGUGUUGGAGGAGUUGGUGUGAGCAUCAGCAGCGGUACCGGUGCAACGCGCACUACACUUCAGCGGAACGCACCCUCGCCCUACCAAAGCACCACAACACCCAUGCACCACCAGCAUAGCGAUUGGCUGAUGAAGGAGCCGACACAAAGACGGCGCUUGCUCAUCUUAGCUGCAGCUUUCAUGGUGCUCGGCGCUGCGAUCGGUGCAUUGGCGAUCUAUUUUGCUGGCAGCUAUCGUUGUCACUCGUUGCCCACCGCUGGCACGGCAGUAAGCGUUGACAGCAGUAGAUUGGAUACUGAAUAUGGAGGUGCAAAAACUCUUCAGCAGAAUAUUUGCUUAACAGAGGAUUGCGUUCGAACAGCUGCCUCGUUGCUUUCGGCCAUGGAUACAACAGCGGACCCUUGCACAAACUUUUUUCAGUUCGCCUGUGGCACAUGGAACAAGAUACAUAUCAUACCCGAAGAUCGCAGCUCCAUUAGUACAUUCGAGGUUCUCUCUGACGAGCAGCAGGUGGUGUUAAAAGGCGUGCUUGAGGAGCCCAUCAAUGACAAUGACAACAACGCCACAAUCAAGGCGAAACAGUUUUACAAAAGCUGCAUGGAUUUACCUCAAAUACGCAAAAUUGGAGAGGGUCGCCUGAAGGAGGUGCUCAAAUCGCUCG